AUGCUCCCAGCGUCGUAUCAUCCACCCCCUUCACCAGAGUUAGAAACGCGUUACAGAAUCAAGCACCCAUGUAUGAUGUACCUCAUCCUCCCCCAGGCCCCGACUUCUCUCUCGAGUCCUCUCCAUCUCACUCUCACCCGAAACCAAAAAGCGGUCCACCAGCUUCAUGACGUCCGACACAUCAUCCACAGCGCAACACUUCACUCAUCCCCCACCGUCCGCCCCCCGCCCCCGGCGCACACCCCCGGGCUCCAUUCCCGCCGUCCUCACCACCCUCACACGGCGACGGACGACCCGUGGCAGUGCCGUCCCGGGUGUGCCGCAAGACCCUUCCUUUAUUCACCUUUCCCAUCCCACAUUCCUCCAAAUGCCGCAUUCAUCCACUCUAAAACUUGGCAUCCCUUCAUUCCCCUGGUAUCCGCAUUCCUUCCCCCUUCCUUCGUACCUGAAUCCUCACGCGAGCGGAAAAGCCACUCCCGUCAUCUGGGCCUCUCUCACCCAUCACAUUCUCUUCUCUCAUUACCAUCUUACAAUGAAAACCCCGGUAUGCGUACUUCGUGUGUCCAUAUCCCACUUCCAACCUAUGGUACCCCUCCUCGCCGAAUGAAAUUAGCUCCCACUUAUGGAAUGGACCCCUUAUGGAUGAUGGGGUCGCCUUUCCGACUUUUGUUUCGCAGUUUCUCGGGCAGGGGUGUUAGCCCUGGUAAAGGAAAGAGUGAAACGCCGUUUGCGAGCAAACCCCCCUACCACUACAACCCAAAGCCUCAAGUGUAA
This is a messenger RNA of Colletotrichum godetiae, 774 nucleotides long. RefSeq lists its product as uncharacterized. The transcript has a single exon. The coding region runs from base 1 to 774 and encodes 257 amino acids. NCBI's taxonomy places the organism in Eukaryota, Fungi, Ascomycota, Sordariomycetes, Glomerellales, Glomerellaceae. The record is from RefSeq and is a predicted model, not a curated record.